Scatophagus argus is the source of this 834-nucleotide messenger RNA. Its product is annotated as myosin-16-like. The transcript has 6 exons. Gene Ontology annotation, molecular function: ATP binding; actin filament binding; microfilament motor activity. Gene Ontology annotation, cellular component: actin cytoskeleton; myosin complex; cytoplasm. Gene Ontology annotation, biological process: actin filament organization; vesicle transport along actin filament. The record is from RefSeq and is a predicted model, not a curated record. NCBI's taxonomy places the organism in Eukaryota, Metazoa, Chordata, Actinopteri, Scatophagidae. The coding region runs from base 1 to 834 and encodes 277 amino acids.
AUGCCGGGUGCAUAUAAAGGGGAGUGCGGGGAUGAUGUGGACCCCAUGCCGUUCCUGGUUCCCUCAGAGAAGGAGCGCCUGGAUGCUAUGAAUAAAUCUUAUGACAUCAAGCGCUCCUGCUGGGUCAAAGAUGAGAAGGAGGCUUUCAUUACUGGGGAGAUUCAGUCUGAAAAUGGGGACAAAGUCACUGUGAAGACCAGCAAGAACACCGUAAGAGUAACACUGAAGCUGUUUGUGAUUAUCCUUUCUUAUCAGACCUUGACUGUGAGGCUGGAUGACAUUCAGCAGAUGAACCCUCCUAAGUUCUACCAAGCUAGCGACAUGGCCAACCUCACUUUCCUCAAUGAGGCCAGCGUCUUGGAAAACCUGCGCAGUCGCUAUGUCAGCAUGAGGAUCUAUACCUACUCGGGCCUCUUCUGUGUGACAAUAAACCCAUACAAAUGGCUGCCCAUCUAUGGAGCCAAAGUGGCGCAGCUGUACAAGGGGAAGAAACGCAACGAAGUUCCUCCUCACCUCUUCUCCAUCUCUGACAAUGCCUACCAUGACAUGAUGAUGGAGCAUGAGAACCAGUCUAUGCUGAUCACUGGAGAAUCUGGUGCUGGCAAAACUGAAAACACUAAGAAAGUAAUCCAGUACUUUGCCAAUAUUGGAGCCUCCGGGAGCAAAACUUCUGACUCCAAGGCAAGUGUGGGCACUCUGGAGGACCAGAUCAUCCAGGCUAACCCGGUGCUGGAGGCAUUUGGCAACGCCAAGACCAUCAGGAACAACAACUCCUCACGCUUUGUAGGACUACAUAUAUUUGAUGAUUUUAUCAGUACUAAUUUUAGACAGUGA